Messenger RNA from Ooceraea biroi (clonal raider ant), 5525 nucleotides. RefSeq names its product protein kinase receptor Ret oncogene (gene Ret). Gene Ontology annotation, molecular function: transmembrane receptor protein tyrosine kinase activity; ATP binding. Gene Ontology annotation, cellular component: plasma membrane; signaling receptor complex. Gene Ontology annotation, biological process: positive regulation of kinase activity; cell surface receptor protein tyrosine kinase signaling pathway; multicellular organism development. The record is from RefSeq and is a predicted model, not a curated record. NCBI's taxonomy places the organism in Eukaryota, Metazoa, Arthropoda, Insecta, Hymenoptera, Formicidae.
CCCGACGUCGUUUAGUAUCGGCCGCAACGCCGUAACGUCGCGACGUUUGGGUAUGGCGCUUCUUUUCUCUGCAUAUUUACGUCUCUAGAGAAAAUCGUCGGAACGCGCUACCGGAAAAUGAGAUACCGAUCUGCCGCCGUAAAUAACCAUCUCAGUCACCCGAGAUUGCCGUUGCUCCAUGUCGCUCCGGUUGUCAUUCGGCCACGAUCGGAGGUUUAGCGGAUUUCGCGAGAAGAAAGUCGCAUGUGAGAAACACGGCGGUGCGUUUUUGCGGGAGAAAAACUUCUUCGCCAAGUUGGUGCAAUUUCGAGUCUCAGUGACUACAAUGUUGGAGUGAUCUUUGCGAUUGAUUGAACGACAAACGUGCAUCAUCAAUCAUGCAGACCGCAGGAUUGCAGUUCAUGAGUAUGCUGCGGUUCUUGCUGAUAGUGAUGAGGAUAUCGGUGGUCUUAGGACUCUACUUCCCGCAAUCGAACCUGACUCUAAGGUUUCCGUAUGUGACACAAUACGACGCGAAGGUUUUACCGGUCAAAUUAAUUGGCCUUAGGACCCUCCAUAACGACUCCGUUGUACCGCAAAACGUGGAGUAUCGACUUUUCACGACGCAGGAAAAUAUCGCAUCUUAUCAGGAAAAUACGAGUAAUGUCAUGUUACAGAGUCUUCCGAAAAAUGGUGCUCUCAAUACUAUCGUCAUCGAGGCGAACAAAAAGGGUUUUGGCGAGGCAGUGCUUGAAAUAAAAGUGCAACCGGUACUAGUAAAAGGAAAAACUGUUAACUGCGCGGAUUAUAUACAGGACAUGUGCUUCUGGAACACGUCAAGCUACAGAAUUUACGAGAAUCAGCCAGUCACCAUGAUUGGCAUGUUCGGCCCGGAGGCGUACAGGUACCUGUGUCCAAAAUUCCACGUCAGAUAUGAUUUAUUGAACGAGACCGACUAUUUUCAAAUACUUAAAAAUAAAUUGUACGCGAACGCAUCCUUGGAUCGAGAUACUAUCGGUCCUCCGGGAGGCCCUGGACCAUCCGUUGAUAUAGAGGUAAGAUGCGUCGUUUGGGAAGAGGAAACUGGGACACAGCACAUACGGAUGAACGUUCUUACUAUCGAUAUCCUGGACCAGGAUGACAAUCCUCCCACGGUGCAGGGCGAAACUACCAUCGAUAUAGAUAUAGAUAUAAACAGACUGCAAGAUUUCACCAAAGGCCAUACAUUGGUGAACGCCAUAGGGAAAGACUUGAUCCUGAAAGAUGCGGAUACCGUGAUCAGCAACCAGUAUACCGUUCGUCUGCUUGGUGACACCUCCAAUGCGUUGAACGUCACUUAUAAGAUUCUGCCGAUCGAAGCCCCGAAUCAGGCGCCUUAUACCGCCAUUCUGCCUAAAAUCUACGUCAGGAGAACGCUGCUGCCGACGUCGCCGUAUCGGGUGGUUCUUCAGGCCACGGAUGUGUCGCUUCUUAAAGGAUACGGGCCGAAUUCGGUAAACAUCAAUAUAACUUUUUCGGGACCGGUGCACCAAAUUCCGUUAACCGUGGCGCCGUCGUCCGUCAUAACACGGGAGUCGCUGUCAUAUCCGACGGGUGUAAAAAUCGUCAGGAUUUCACCCCGGUACCUUCGUGUGGCGAAACCCACGGCGAAGCCACAUCCCUCAAUAACUUUCGCCCUGCGUGGCUCGAGCGCUUUUAACGUCACUCAACGAGAGGGCAUCGUUUACGUAGCCAACGAGACUAAACUACGAUCCGAGUCCGACACCGUCCAACUGAAAUUAGAAUGGAGCGGAGCGAAUCGCGUCGUGAUGACCAGGACGCUGCGAGUAAAUCUGAUCAACGUGUCGAAAAUCGAGACGUGCAAGCGAUCGGAGGAAGAGACGCGUUCGUGCGCGAACGCAGAGACGCGCGAGGAUUGCGAAAAGUCCUGUGGAAUUGGCAGUGGAUCUCUGAGCAAUGGCAGUUUUAUUAAUCGAUGCGUUUGGAGAGGCAACAAGAAACGCAAUCAAAUGUCGGAAUAUUAUUCUACCUGCUCGCCGGAUCUGGUUUAUUGUCCAGACAACGAAUGCGACGAGCUGGAGCGCAUCAAUCCACGGAUAUGUCCGCAGGAUUGCACCGUGGAAUCCGACGUUCUCUUCGCUCACGUGAACAGUGGUGGCCGCGGCAUAAAGAGUGGCAUGGAUGCCUGUUCCUGUAAUGAUCUGCUGCAAUGCACCUGCGGACUCGACACAUUUCGACAACAAGGAAACAAGGUGCCUGGUGGUGCUAAGAAGGAACGACUCGGCUCCGGGAAACCACGGGAUCGAGAGAACGAGGUCGCACGCAAAGCAUUCAGCGGGCCGUGCGGACCUACGUGCAUGAUGGGCGUCCUUGGGUCCAGUCUAUUUGUGCUUAUAGUGAUUGUGGGAUCAUUCGUCACGUGGAGAUACAAAAUGGCCGCGAAGAGCGCUCGACGGGAAUGCAAACACAGGGUAGACGAUGCGGCAAAUGGUAUUGGUAUUUUGCCGUCCGACUACAUCGAUCGCGGUGAUGGUCUCCUGAUCGGUCUAGACACCUUCACGGCGGCGAAUCGUCAUCUAUUGCUGCCCAAGACAUACCCGCCGGAUCCGAAAUGGGAAUUCUCACGAUCGCUCCUGAAGAUCGAGCAAGUUCUAGGCGAGGGUGAAUUCGGACGCGUUUUGCGCGCCAAGGCUAUGAACAUCGGUGGGGUGCCUGGUCCCACAACCGUCGCAGUGAAGACGUUGAAGGAGGACGCGUGCGCUUCCGAGCUGGCGGAUCUGCUGUCCGAGUACCAGCUCCUGAAGGAGGCACAGCAUCCGAAUGUAAUCCGGUUACUGGGAGCCUGCACGACGCCGCCAGGAGCGCCUGUCUACCUCAUCAUCGAAUUCGCCGAAUUUGGCUCCUUGCGCAACUAUCUGAGACGCAAUCGACACUUGGAGCCGGAAAGCAGAAUUCCCUGCUCGAUGUCUCUGGUUUCCACCUCGCCGAUCAACCCCGGCGAGGAGGAACAGCAGUGCGCCGAUAAUGAUGCAUCGAACUGCACCAUAACGCCGCGCGAUAUUCUAUCCUUCGCUUGGCAAAUCAGUAAAGGGAUGGCAUACCUUGCUGAUAUUAAGUUGGUGCACCGAGAUCUCGCGGCGAGGAAUGUCUUGCUCGCCACCGGCAAGGUCUGCAAGAUUUCAGACUUCGGUUUGACUCGCGACGUGUACGAAGACGACGCGUACUUGAAGCGAAGCAAAGGACGAGUGCCCGUAAAAUGGAUGGCACCGGAAUCCCUGGCCGACCAUGUGUAUACCAGCAAAUCGGACGUUUGGAGCUUCGGCGUGCUGCUGUGGGAGUUGGUCACGUUAGGAGCCUCGCCGUAUCCCGGAGUGGACGUACAUAAUCUCUACAAUCUGCUGAAGACUGGCUAUCGUAUGGAAAAGCCGCCCAAUUGCUCCCAGCAAUUGUAUAAAUUAAUGGUAUCUUGCUGGCAUCUUGAGCCCGCCAUGCGACCGUCUUUCAAGGAACUUACCAGUCACUGGGAACGCAUGUUGGAGGAUGGUGUCGAGUAUCUCGAUCUCAAUCCACGAACUGUUCAUAAUCAAGCCUAUUUUACGUCUCUACAUACCUUGGACAGCGCAAAUACUCUCAAAAUGGUUCUAGAUUCUGGUAAUGAUCAGACGGACAACGGAACUGGCAGCAACUUGAAGACGGACACAGUUAACUAUCUCGGCCGAAUGUCGUCCGAGCCGGUCACUAAAUGCGACAAGGUGGACAAACUGCAGGCUCUCUGGCAACCGACCGUGGCAUCUUUCCCCGAGGAAGCCAUGAAGUCUCCCUACGUGAACGAACAACCCGCAAGUCUGAACGCCAAUCACUAUGAAAGCCCGAUAAAGCUGAGGAACACUAGCGUGACGAGCAACAGCGAGAAUGACCUCAGAACAUCUACUAAUGAACGUCCUCAAUCCUACAUCGACAUGCAAGGAAAGAAAUCAUCGCAGAUGGAAGAUCUCUUGGUCUUCAGUAGCAUAGAUGAUGACAAGAGCGACAAUAACGUGACGAAUUGAUCGCAGUAAUCUCCUAUUGGAUAUUUGACAAAUGAGAAAAUUCCAAAAUUGGGAGAUACAUUUAGCUUCCGAAUCUCGACAUGUCUCCGUUGUCCUGAGGCAGACAUACGAUGUAUGAAAGAAAAUUAGAUGGCUGAAUGGUGAAGCGACUGACGAUUGUGAGAGGAGAAUAUUUAUUUGACGGGAGAAGAACGAGAGAGAAAGCUGCGCAAUUGGAAGCGAAUGGUGCGAAUGAAAAGAGAAACGUCAUUCGUUAAUGGUGAGUCGCAGAAAUUGCGACGACGAUACAAUGGGAAAAAUGAGAAUUUGCUGAAUGAAUGAAGAUUUGCUAAAGUGGCAGGAGUUUAUAAUAACUCCGCAGAGUCGGAUAAAUUAAUACUUAAAAUACCGCAGAAGGAAUUUUUGAGACAAAUGAGCGAAGCGUUCUACUCUGCCACGCAGAGCAAAAGCGAAUUAAAUCGCGCAAAGCGGUUGCUAUACCAAAUAUAAAUUAUAGUAAUUAAUUUACCCUAUUUUUAUGUACUUAAAAUCGUACGACGUACUGUCUGUCGACCAUCAUUGAUAAUACCGCUUUUACUACUACUAUGAAUAAUGAUAGUCACGCAUUAUAAUCAUUCGUGCGAUUUCUCAAGACGAUCAUCGAGUUUUUCAGCAUUUAUGAAUUUUCUGUACAUCAUACUAUGCAACUGUGAUGAGAUUUGAGUAGUUGCUCAUGAGAAUGACAAAUUUACUUACGGUCUGCGAAUACCAUGCAGGGUGUCCCAGACGCUUGCUUUCUAGUCAUUGUUGACAGUUUUAAUGAUUAGCAAAUAGAUGAUAAAAUAAUUUUAAGCAAUACUAUUAUUUAACAAAACUUUUAUUCGCAAUAUAAAAAGUGGGAGAUAUUAAUGUGCAAAAUUAAAGAAUUGUAAAAUUGUUUUCCAUUAAAUUUUCUUUCGACGAACGUUCGUGCGACUGUGAGGUUGCACAGCGGACAGGACACCCUGUAUACAGUGCUAUCGAUUUGAAAUUUAAUCACAUCACGCUUCCUUUGAAACGAGAUACUUUCUAUUGUCGCACCAGCUUUUGUGGCUUUCGUGUGCUCGACGCAACAAAGCAGCAGAUCGCACGUCGCAAAGAUCAGAACGGAAUGUAAGAAAAAUGUAAUAUUUUUACGCGAGACGCGUGCGUGUGCUCCAGUUGGCACGAUGGCAUAUCCGAAAAAGAAGAAGACUGUGUUUUACCGUACCUCACCGAGAAUGAAAUCGUCCCUUUUAUAUUUACAUAUGUACAAACGCAACACAUUCCACACGGUUAGCCUAGCCAUCUAUCGUACGAGUUUUACGAUAUGAUUUCGACUUAUAUCACACGUUCAAUGUUUCUUUUCUCGUUACUCUCCGACGCGUUAAAAGAACUCACGUGAUAUCGAGCACGCGCGUCACGAGAUGGUUGAUAUUUGUGCCAUAUUAUUUUCUUGUAAUUAAUAUAUUAUGAAACGUAUAUAAGAAAAUUCAACGG